This is a messenger RNA of Pieris brassicae (large cabbage white), 2250 nucleotides long. It is a transcript of the gene rngo, whose product is annotated as protein DDI1 homolog 2. NCBI's taxonomy places the organism in Eukaryota, Metazoa, Arthropoda, Insecta, Lepidoptera, Pieridae. Gene Ontology annotation, biological process: proteolysis. The record is from RefSeq and is a predicted model, not a curated record. Bases 522 to 1895 code for a protein of 457 amino acids. The transcript has 10 exons. Gene Ontology annotation, molecular function: aspartic-type endopeptidase activity; protein binding.
GGCAUAAUAUAAUAUGGUACCCACAACCUAGUGGCUAGUAUAUAUACAUAUUCCUUUAUUAUUAAUCACAGAGUAGGUACCUUUUUUUUAUAUAGAAAGUAGAAACUAUAAAUUGAAAGUAAUAUAGGUUAUUUAUAUACUCAUUAAUACUGAUGUAUAAUACAUUAUAAACGAGACAAGUUUUCGUGCACCAAAUCAUUCUACACUUGUGGUAAAUAUUUUCACUCUUUACAUUGUUAUCUACAAAGCUUCAUUAGCUAUUAACAUUUAACAAUGUGUUGACAAUCUUGCCAUCACUCAGAAAUACCGCGAUUAAAGUUUGGUUAAUUAAAUGCAAAAAAUAUUUCAAAGGAAUACUUUCACUAAUCAGUUAAAAUAAAUAUUUUCUCUCUUGGGUUGUUUGUAUUGAGUUGCGCAUACUCAAUGAUGAUUUGGACAGUCAUUCCCGAAAUAUAAAUAUCACAAACCUGCCACCGUGUAAAGUGUAAACAGUUUAUCCGGAUUCCCACCUCGAAAUCAAAAUGAAAAUUACCGUAACCACGCUUAACGACGACAUCUUUAUUCUUGAUGUUUCUGAAGAUCUGGAACUAGAAAACUUUAAGGCUUUUUGCGAAAUUGAAUCUGGAUUUCCCGCGAAAGAUAUCAUUCUAAAUUUUAAUGGUAAACCUUUACUUGACGACAAGAAGACCCUCAAGGAACUUGGCGUUAAUGAUGGAGACAUCAUCAUUUUAAUCCAUCUGGUACAAUCGGCUUCUAAUCUAAAUAAUCGAGAUGCCAACCAAGCAAUCCCAUCAAAUUUGGCAAAUCUAGACUUUAGUAGUAUCCAAGUCCCAUCAAGUGCUGGCACAUCAAUGGCUUCAAGAGCAACACCUGUAGAAGAGGAUCCUAGAGUUAUUAGAGAAAUGUUUUUGGCAAAUCCAAAUGAGAUUGCUUUACUCAAACAAAACAACCCUGCAUUAGCUGAUGCUCUCCUGAGUGGAAAUCUUGACACAUUUGCUUCUGUUCUGCGUGAACAAAUAGCGGCAAGGACAGAACGGCAACAACAAAGAAUCAGAAUGAUGAACUCAGAUCCAUUUGAUACUGAAGCUCAACGGAUGAUUGCUGAAGAGAUAAGGCAAAAAAACAUAGAAGCAAAUAUGGAAGCUGCAAUGGAAUAUAAUCCGGAGACAUUCGGAACAGUUGUUAUGUUGUAUAUCAACUGUCAUGUAAAUGGAUUCCCAGUAAAAGCUUUCAUUGAUUCUGGUGCACAAACUACAAUAAUGUCCUCCGCUUGUGCUGAACGAUGCAAUAUAAUGCGCCUUGUUGACACAAGAUGGGCUGGUAUAGCGAAAGGUGUUGGUGUCCAAAGAAUUAUAGGACGUAUCCACAUGGUCCAAAUGAGAAUUGAAAAAGACUUCUUGACUACAUCAUUUUCUGUUUUAGAAGAACAGCCGAUGGAUAUGCUUCUUGGACUUGAUAUGCUUAAACGGCAUCAGUGUAAUAUAGAUUUGAAGAGGAAUGUACUUGUUAUUGGUACGACCGGUACUGAAACGCCUUUCCUUUCUGAAUCUGACCUACCAGAGUGUGCUCAAUUGGUUUCUGAAGAUGAAAUUGUCAAUCAAUCAUGUCGCGAUCAAAAGGACCGCGAAGGAAAGGAGGCAGCUGAGAAAUCCAAACAAGAAGCGAGACAAAUCCAAAGAUCGACUUCGAGUGGUUCGCCCUCAACUAGUACGAGAGUUGGUCUGGGUGAUCCAAGUCAAACGAUCCUGCCCACAGACACAUUUCGCGAGACUGAUGUUGAGGAAAUAGUUAACCUCGGUUUUACUAGACAGCAGGUUAUAGUUGAGCUUCGUCGAUUCAACGGAGACAAAACACAAGCUACUGUGGCACUGUUCGCUAAAUCUCUCAAAUUUUGACCGAUGUCACCUUAUAAAAUGAUUACCACAAUUAAGACCUAUUUUAGAAGGCUUCAGAAAACUGGCGUAUCCUUUAAUUUCUAUUAGAUUAUUUGCGUUUAAAAAAAAUUGUAUUUCUAACAGUCUUGUUUAGCUCACUUUAUGUAUUUGGCCGGAGAUAAAGUUUAUAGAUCUGCUAUAUUGUAAUAUUUCUUUCAAUCAAAUCAACUAUAUUUAUUGAUUUUUGCGUUUACUAUAAAUGAAGUCAUUUUUUCUACUCUGCACGAAUGCCUGAGCUAGGUCUUUUGUAAAAAAUUAAGUUCGCCAACACCGAAAAUGUUUAUUUUAUAUAGAAAUGAAACACUUGAGCAAUGCA